UGUCUCGCGACUGGUCUGGCUGUCAUUUAGCUUCGGUCGUUUCUGAGGAGAGAAGGACAGCGGCAAAGAAACGCAGUAACGACAAAUAAAAUAAUUAAAUAAUUACGAGAACAAGGUGACAAAAACAUGAGGCCGACGAAGAAACAUAUUUGAUUGAAAUUUGAUUGGAACUCGCUGCAGUUAAUGAACCCAAGGAACGACCGAUGACGUAAAUUUUGUUUGUUAAAUAGUUUUUUUGAAAAAAAUAAGAAUAAGAUUUUGUGUCAUUGAAGAAAAGAACAAGACGCUGGGAAAUACAGCUCUGUAGGAUUAAUUUUCUAUGAAACAGAUUUAUAAGGAAACAUAUCCUCGCCGGCCAUUUAGCUUUCUCAGCCGCAGCUUAUUUUGCUGUGGUCAAGCGAACGGAUCUCGUUGGAGACGUCGCAUCUGAGAACACAAGGGUACUAAAAGGUGAAAAAAAGUCAAUUUAUUCUUCUCGAAACCUGAGCUGGGCUUCGGAAAUAGCCUAUUUGGAGAUGUUCUAGUAAGCUUUUGGCGUGAAUUGCUCAGCAGGAGAGGGAAAAGUGGCCUGAAUCUUGAUCAAACGUUAGACGUCAUCACAAUUUUCCUGUAUUUAAAUGGUCGAGCAAGGUUAAGGCUGUUUGCUGACAAGAAGCAAAAAAAAAAAACGACGAAAAGGGAAUACAGGGAAGGAGCAAAAUACUGAGUGUUUUGGGGGAAAACUAUACUGGAUCACCUAAAUGGGGGAUUACGGGUUUGGAGUCUUAGUGCAAAACAACACUGGUAGUAAGUCAGCUUUCCCAGUAAGAAUUCACCCACAUCUGCAGCCUCCGCAUCAUCAUCAGAAUGCAACCCCAAGUCCUGCUGCUUUUAUAAAUAACAACACAGCUGCCAAUGGCAGCAGUGCUGGAUCGGCUUGGCUUUUUCCUGCACCGGCAACCCACAGUAACAUGCAAGAUGAGAUUCUGGGGUCAGAAAAACCCAAAGUCCAGCAGCAGCAACAGGAGAUACAAGAAACGCAAGAAAAACAGCAGCUGUCGCCAAGCCACCAGGAAGCAGGUAUUAUGUCGGAGCUGGAGAAAGCAAGACCAGAGGAGAGUAAAGGGGAGAAUGGUACGACGGAGAGCAGCAACGGGAAGGACAAGCUCCGGAUCGAGUCCCCGGUGCUGACCGGCUUUGACUACCAGGAGACGACGGGCCUGGGCACUGCCGCCCAGUCCAGCACCUCCUCCUCGUCCUCCCUGACCGGCUUCAACAACUGGUCGGCUGCUAUCCCGCCCACCCCUUCCACGAUCAUCAACGAAGACGUCAGCUUCUUCAACCCGGCCGCCUCGGCCAGCAACGGGCCCCUGCUGUUCCAGAAUUUCUCCCACCACGUCAGCCCGGGCUUCGGGGGCAAUUUCUCCCCUCAGAUCGGACCCCUGUCCCAGCACCACCCCCCGCACCCCCACUUCCAGCACCCCCACAACCAGCAUCAGCCGCACCGGAGGUCGCCGGCGAGCCCCCACCCCCCGCCUUUCCCCCACAGGAAUGCGGCAUUCAGCCAGCUGCCCCAUUUGGCUAAUAAUUUGAAUAAGCCGCCUUCGCCGUGGGCCAGUUACCAAAGCCCCUCACCCACCCCCUCCUCCACAUCGUGGAGCCCCGGGGGUGGUUAUGGCGGCUGGGGGGGUUCCCAGGGCCGGGAUUACCGCAGGGGGCUCAAUGGCGGAAUGACACCCCUCAACUCCAUCUCCCCACUGAAGAAGACAUUCCCGAACAACCACAUGCCCUCGCAGAAGUAUUCGCGAACAAGCCCGGGCUUCAACCCCAAAUCCUGGAUGGAAGACAGCAUGAGCAGGAGUGAGAACAUCUUUCCAUUUCAGCAGGAGCGCACAAGAUCAUUUGAUGGCUUCAACAUGCACUCAUUGGAGAACUCCUUGAUUGACAUUAUGAGGGCUGAGCAAGACUCGCUGAAAGGUCGUUUAGGAUUCUCACAUCAAGGGGGAGAUAGUCCUUUGCCCAUAAAUGCAAGGACAUAUGGGAGGCGACGAGGUCAUUCCUCUCUCUUCCCAAUGGAGGAUGGAUUCCCGGAUGAUGACCGACCUGAGCAGAGUCUUCCUGGCCUAGGCUCCCCUCACUGCUUUCCCCAUCAGAACGGGGAGCGAGUCGAGCGCUACUCUCGAAAAGUGUUCGUCGGAGGCCUUCCUCCCGACAUUGAUGAAGAUGAAAUAACUGCUAGUUUCAGGCGCUUUGGACACCUUUUCGUGGAUUGGCCUCACAAAGCAGAGAGCAAAUCUUACUUUCCUCCAAAAGGUUAUGCAUUCCUUCUUUUCCAAGAUGAGAGCUCAGUUCAGGCCUUGAUUGAUGCUUGUAUUGAGGAAGAUGGGAAGCUGUACCUCUGUGUCUCCAGUCCCACCAUUAAGGACAAACCGGUUCAGAUUCGCCCUUGGAAUCUCAACGAUAGUGAUUUUGUGAUGGACGGCUCCCAGCCCCUAGAUCCAAGGAAGACUAUUUUUGUGGGUGGCGUUCCACGUCCUCUUCGUGCAGUGGAGCUUGCCAUGAUCAUGGACCGGCUGUAUGGAGGAGUUUGCUAUGCAGGCAUUGACACAGACCCAGAGCUGAAGUACCCCAAAGGAGCUGGGCGGGUCGCCUUCUCUAAUCAACAGAGCUACAUUGCUGCUAUCAGCGCACGCUUUGUGCAGCUGCAGCACGGAGAAAUUGAUAAACGGGUGGAAGUCAAGCCAUAUGUCCUCGAUGAUCAGCUGUGCGAUGAAUGUCAGGGGACCCGCUGCGGUGGGAAGUUCGCCCCGUUCUUCUGUGCCAAUGUAACCUGUCUACAGUAUUACUGUGAAUAUUGCUGGGCUGCUAUUCACUCUCGGGCUGGCAGGGAGUUCCACAAGCCACUGGUAAAAGAGGGAGGAGAUCGCCCUCGGCACAUUUCAUUCCGCUGGAACUGAACCAGCACGGUCGUCUCGAGCUGCAAACGUCAUACAAAAUAAAUGCACUUUUCUGUUGCUGGUUCCUUUUUUUUUAUUUUUAAUCUGGUUUUUACUAUUUUUUUAUUUUUAUUUAAUCUUAUUUUGAAACUGGAAUUUCGUUUUAAAAGAACACGUAGAAAAAGAAAAGUGAAAUCCAUUUUUACUUUGACUCCAUUUGUUUUUUUUUUACUAGUGCACAUGGGACUUGAAUGCAUUUAGAGCUGUUUAUGAUAUAUAUAUAUAAACAUGUAUUUAUAAACAGCUUCCAGUUAAAAAAUGUAGUUGUAAUGAUCCAAAUCUGGUGUCCUUUACCUUUGAAAUGUAUGAAAGUAGUACAAUUUUAAAUAUUUUACAGUGCAGAUGUUUGCGUUAAUUCUUCAUGAACAUUAACUUUUUAUCCACUGAGGGGUGUAGGUUUCACCUCAUAUGAAGUAUGAUAGAAACCUUUGUGCUUCUUUCGUAUGUUUCAGAGUAAAGAUAUGACUUUUUAUAUUUUUCGGAGCUUCAUUGGCUAAACCUGGACUAAUUUUUGGAAAUCAUUAAAUUAAAGUAGUUGCUUGAGGAAGAAAAGAGAAAAGAAGAACGCUGAGAGAUCCUGAAUUGGCUUUUGAUUACAAAGGUUUCUUGCUAAAGAAGGGUGCACUUAUUUCUUUAUUUUAGGAUGCAGAUUUGAAAUAAAAUCUCCCAGUAGUUAACCAAAGCUUGAUCUAAAUUGGUGUAAACAUAAUAGCUGCAGACUGGUGUUUCCUUUCCUAGAGUCUAGUUAGUGCAUUUCUUUAGACCAUCCCAAUGUUUAAAGUUAUUAAUUUCAUUAUAAAACUGUUAGCAUUUGUUCUCCAUUUUGACAUGCAAAACCUAAUACCUCAAGCUUUGCUGCUAAUGUAUUGAGUAUGGUGUAGAAAACAAGCUUUCCCCCUCCUUAAACAUUGUCCAACAUGAGAAUCAAAGGGAUAAGGCAUCUUCCGAAGGUACAGAUUUUUAAAAAGGCUUCUCCUGUUAGUUUUUUUUCCUCUCUUUGCUGGCAGGAUUAGAAACUGAGACUGUGCUCAUCACAAAUAAAAUAAGAAAUAUAGUUACAGUUAACCAACCAGGCCAAGCCUCUGUUAAGACAUUUAAACCACCUUGUAUCUGCAACCCUUUAGCAAACAUGAAAGCACAGUAAUAUUCAGGACUGCUGAUACCGAGCCCUUGUUUGUGCACGUCAGUGCAACUCUCCCAGACUCACAGCUGACCUAUUUUAUUUAACGCAAGAAACAAUGGUGAAAGGAAAUAGAAGUUAGUGUAAUUGACAAAUUUAUAAACCUAAGUCCCUUUCUGUAUCACUAGUGCCAACUUGACUAAUGCAUGUGGUAGUGUAACCAACAUAUAGCAUGUGAUGCACAAUAAAUAGUCUAGUUGUUGCAUGCUCUGCAGGUUGGCAUUUAAUAUGUCUGGCCACCUGCAAGUUAUCCACUCAAAUGACGACUGCAAUAAAGAGGUGAAACCUAGGUACUUUGGGAUCUACAGCCAAAGAUGGUUGUGCAACGGUGAGGAAUGAACAUUUUCUUUUCUUUAUCAUGAUGUUCAGAUGGGCUCCAGCAAACCAAAGAUUGGCCUCAAAUUGUUAAAGAGAAGUUAAGAGACCUGCACGAUACAAGAACUGCUAGUUCUUUUUAAAGGUAGAGGCAUCAUCAGAAAAAUCCAUGUUCCAAAGGUCAAAAUGGAGACAUUUGUUGCUAGACAGUUGAACAUCUUAGAGAAAACUGCAUUAGCUUACUUACGAACAGGUUAUGGAAAACAAAAGCUUACGCUAGUGUAGGUAAUUCCAGUAGUAUCUGAAUUUGCUUACAUAUAACUUGUCAGGGAUUUUAGUGCUGAAAUAUAACUUAUUAAUAUAGUAGUGAGAAAUUAUCCUUGUUUUGGCUUGAUGGGUGUAUUGUUGCACCAACUCUACCAUGACUUAAGUUAGGGGGUGUGGUGGGUUAACAUUUUAGUAGUAUAACACUUUUUGAAGAAUUUGCUGUUAAUGAGAAAAAAUUCUUUUGUACAUGGCCUGCUGAUUUUUUGGUACAGUGUUUUCUAGCUAAAUUAUUUUGUCAUGCACAUAUAAACAUUUAUUAUGCACUACUUUUCUAUAUCUUUUUUUCCAACAGUCAUUUUAGGCACAUUUUUCACAAAUGGGAAAACUCCUUUUUGCAAUACCUCAAUUUUUCACAUUGUGAAAGGUAGCUUUUGUACUUUUGUUACUGAGAGAUCUGCAUAUAUGGUAAACUUCAUUUAAAAGAAAAAAAUUGAAUGAUUUUAAUAUAUAUUAUUUUCAAUUCUGCUUUUUAUACAUUUCAGUGCUGAGGAAACUUUUUAACUAUAUAAGCGUGCACUGGUGUUGUGAAUUUGAGUCUGCAGAGGAGAUCGAAAGUGUAUUGCUAAAGAUCUUAUAUCUUUUCCACUAGUUUGUUUCUGUAUGAACUGAAAACAAAUGAUCUUAAAGCAUGAUGAGAAUAGGUUGUCAUUAAACUAAUGUUAAUAUUUCUAAACAUGCAUUCAGCACCUGGCUAUAUUAGAAAAAAAAUUCUGUCUCCCUCACUAAUGGUAGCAGAAAUAUAAAUAUAUUACGAAUACAAAAUUUGGUAUAUGUUAGGCUGUUAUCUUGUACCACAAGAAUGGAUGUUAGGUGUUUAAAUAUUUUAAAUUUAAAAUAUAUAUUCUUGAACUGCCAACUAGCUCAUAUUGUAAUCCUUAGCAUGCAUGAGGAAAAAAUGAAUACAGGAAUUAGCUUUUGAAAUUUAAUUGUCGUGGUUGUGAUACAGACGUGUUUAUAAAGUUUUAAUUUCUUAAGGACCCCCAUGUGUUAAUCUGUAUGCCUUCUCCAUACACAGACCUCUGCAGAAUGCACAAAUAAAACUCUAAAAUAGACUUUGCAGUGCAGGAUUUGAGCAUUCUAUAGGACACUGUUGGAAAGACUUGAGAAUUCACCCUGCUCCCCUGCCCUUUGUGUUGAAGAGCCUAAACCUUUUGCGAAAGGGGAUUUAAGACUUGAAUGUGGUAAAUGUCGCAAGUUAACUUCGAGUUGUUAUGUGCAAUACUUUUUUUGAAAUUUUUUCAGAAAAGAAUCUUUGCAAUGUAAUUCUUUAAUGCCAUUUUUAAUUGCAGACAUUUAAAGAAGAUGUUAAUAUGUUUUUCACAGUCAUUUUCUACUGUUAUUGUAAUCCUUUUCAUGCUGGUGUUUGUAAAAAAAAAAAGAAAUCAAACUAUUUGUACUAAUAUAAAUAAUUGAAGUUAUUUUUAAAACAUUAAAAGUUUUGUGCUCAUUUGCUUAUUUUGUUACUUUAUUUCAAGCUACUGUGAUUGAUAGCAUUGUAAUUAUUAGGUCAAUAAUGUAUUUAGCAGUUUAUUGGUAUAUUUUUAAUUGGAAUGUAAAAUUCAUUUUUAUAAUUUUGAUCAGAUUUUUGUUAUAUUUUUGAGGUGAAGCUUUUAAUAUGUUAAAGUGUCUAGUUUUUACUAAUUGCUAUAUUGUGCUCAACAAUAUAUGGUUCACAUUUUCAGAAGGAAAAGAUAUUUAAAUAUUUGUCUGUUAAUGAUGUUACUUAAUGGCAAAAUUUCAAUAGUUUUUAACUGUGUAUGGGAAGGUUGUUGUAUUUAUUAAUAGCAUUUUUUACUUCAGAUAUCACCUUAAUUUUUAUUAUGUCAUUUCACAUUUAUAAGUUCCUAUUUUUGUAUUUUUCUUUCUAAUUAAGUUAUGUAAUACAAAUGUCCAUAUUUCUAGAGUUGGUCUGUAGAAGUGCUAGUGAAAAAAGGAAUCUAAUGUUAUUUAAUUGUUUGCAGCCAACUAUUUAUAACAGUAUGCAUAAUUUUUAAAUAUUUGUAAUGUGAAAUGUUGAAUGAAUAAAAACUUAACUGUGAAAAAA
Molecule: messenger RNA, 6841 nt
Organism: Lepisosteus oculatus (spotted gar)
Lineage: Eukaryota; Metazoa; Chordata; Actinopteri; Semionotiformes; Lepisosteidae
Gene: cpeb4b
Product: cytoplasmic polyadenylation element binding protein 4b
Biological process (GO): negative regulation of cytoplasmic translation
Cellular component (GO): nucleus; cytoplasm; neuron projection
Molecular function (GO): mRNA 3'-UTR binding; ribosome binding; mRNA regulatory element binding translation repressor activity
Source: RefSeq, a predicted model, not a curated record